AUGAUCACCCACGUGCAGCUGGCCAUCUGCACCAACAUACUGGGCAUGUGGGUCUUCCCGGUCGUCAUCCUCUACCACUAUGUGGCCAUCAACAACCCCAAGAAACAGGAGUGA
This is a messenger RNA of Carlito syrichta (Philippine tarsier), 114 nucleotides long. Its product is annotated as dolichyl-diphosphooligosaccharide--protein glycosyltransferase subunit 4-like. Bases 1 to 114 code for a protein of 37 amino acids. Gene Ontology annotation, cellular component: oligosaccharyltransferase complex. The record is from RefSeq and is a predicted model, not a curated record. The transcript has a single exon. Lineage: Eukaryota; Metazoa; Chordata; Mammalia; Primates; Tarsiidae.